Molecule: messenger RNA, 2810 nt
Organism: Aspergillus eucalypticola CBS 122712
Lineage: Eukaryota; Fungi; Ascomycota; Eurotiomycetes; Eurotiales; Aspergillaceae
Product: putative exonuclease
Exons: 3
Coding region: 207-2465 (752 amino acids)
Biological process (GO): DNA double-strand break processing; mismatch repair; DNA recombination
Cellular component (GO): nucleus
Molecular function (GO): metal ion binding; 5'-3' DNA exonuclease activity; DNA binding
Source: RefSeq, a predicted model, not a curated record
CCAAUCUUGUUGUCUGGGUCAUCCUCAUUUCGCGACUGUUUAGGUGCUGGUCAGGCCUGGUGCAUGCUACAGAGCACUGAUGUCCUCUAAUUCCCAUGUCCGUCGUCAAAAUUGACCUCUAAGCACCAACAGACACCAGUUGAUGUCUGUUUCGGCGGUGCUACUUCCCUGAACGAGGAGUAUUCGGUCUUCUAAGGACGCUGACAAUGGGCAUUAAAGGGCUUCAUGGCCUGCUCAAAUCGAUCCAAAAACCAUGUCACCUGAAAAAGUUUAGUGGGCAGACCCUGGGAAUUGAUGCAUAUGGAUGGCUACAUCGAGGCACUGUCGCCUGCGCGGUGGACUUGGUUUUGGAAAGGCCUACUAGGAAACACAUCGACUUCGUCUUGAAUCGAGUCCGCAUGCUCCUCUACUUCGGGGUAACUCCAUAUCUUGUAUUCGACGGCGAUGAGCUGCCAAGCAAGGCUGGAACCGAAGUGGAGCGUCAAAAGAGACGGCAGGACAGCAAAGCCCUCGGUCUGGAACUCCAGCGAAAAGGGCGGAUCGCAGAGGCAUACCAGGAACUGCAGAAGGCCGUUGACGUAACGCCCUUGAUGGCGCGGGAGUUAAUAGAGGAACUGAAGAAGAUAGACGUUCAAUACGUCGUGGCUCCGUACGAGGCAGAUGCGCAACUGGCCUAUCUGGAACAGCAAGGCAUUAUUGCUGGUAUCAUUUCAGAGGAUUCUGAUCUGCUCGUCUUUGGUGCAAAGCGGUUGUUAUCCAAGCUCGACCAACAUGGCGACUGCAUUGAGAUCAACCGUGCUGACUUUUCGGCCUGCCGAGAGGUAAGUCUGAUCGGGUGGACAGACGCCGAUUUUCGACGUAUGUGCAUUCUCAGUGGCUGCGAUUAUCUCCCCAACAUUGCACGCUUAGGGUUGAAGACAGCCUACCGAAGCAUUCGGAAGUACAAGAACGUAGAGCGGGCGUUGCGGAUGCUUCAAUUUGACGGUCAAUACCACGUUCCCGCUGAUUACCUGGACAACUUCAGACAGGCGGAGCUUACGUUCCUCUAUCAGAGGGUAUUUUGUCCGAAAGCUGGGAAACUGGUCACCCUAACACCGCCUGAAGCUGAUGUCAAGUUGGAAGAACUCACGUUCAUCGGUGGUGACGUGGAACCUGACGUCGCGGUCGGAGUUGCUCGUGGCGAUCUGGACCCGACGACAAAGGAACGUCUUGUACUAAAGCCAUCGCUCGCAGCUAAGCCGGCCGAUAAGAGGCUGACCAACACGAUAAGCCGUCGACAGACCCUGGGCUCUUCUGCUGAACUCAAGCCAAACAAGCCGAUCAACUCCUUCUUCACCCCCAAGCGCGUUCCCUUGGCAGAGUUGGACCCGAAUAGUCUCAGCCCCUCUCCCAGCCAACAACGGCUGCUACAACGCCAUGCGAACAACUCUUGGGACAGUGUUCCUGCGCCAUCACGGCCAGCACUCAUGCGAUCUGCGUCAUCAGUCGGGUCGUCGAACCGGGCUUCUAGCCCUUUGAUUAGAAGUGUGGAGCGUAAUGCCUUCCUGGCACAUUCCUCCAGAACAACGAAUUUGCAGCCCGCUAAGCGGCAGCGACUAUGUUCUGAUGCAGAGGAAGCUAACCUCCCGAAUCCCCCGGAUUCCCGCAGCAGAUUCUUCUCCUGUAGUGUUAACGAUGCUAGUCCAAGCGCACAGAAGGCUACCCGCACCAAGAAGGCGCGCAAGUCUAUUUUGGACGUCUUCUCCGAUGAUUCUGCAGAAGACCUCAUGACACAGCUGCCAGACCCGAGCCAGGCGACUGAAACUCCCAGUCGUGUCAAUUCAUCCUCCAUCGAUGACAGGUCGAUUCAAACGCCUGCUGCAGCUACUUCUGAGCUGGGUGCUCCUGAGUCCCCUGCGGGAGACUGCAAAGAGAAAACUCAAGAGCAGAAUUCACCCACUUCUGAACAAGCUUCGGAGAAGAGAUCGGAUGAUGUUGGCGACGGCUAUACACCAAACCUUUUGCCUGUCGCAAACUCUCCCACGCUUUCAAAAUACGUCUUUCAGGCCGGAACUGCUGGUGUGGGUAGUCAAAAUGAUAAGCUUGGUGGUAAGGGUCAUCAGUCAGGUUCCUUGAAUGAGCACAAGGCGACUACCGGAGUGCGGCACGGCUUGUUGGGAACACCUCCCAGACGUCAGCGGACGACGCCAUUGCAACGGCUAGGCCAAAGCGCCUUGGCUCGGUCUCGAUCACUCAAUUGUGUUUCUCCUUCCCUGGCCGCAUUUAGAGCCUCCAAAUCACCGGCAAAGAGCCCUGCAAUUCCAAAGCUUGAUCACAAGCCUGUGCGAAGCUUGGCAACUCCCAGUCAAGGCAGUGAAGACAUGAUAAUUCCGGAUAGCGAAGAUGAAGAAUCCGAGGGCGAGACCCGAGCCCCAGUGGGACUUGCCCCGUUUGAUGUGCGACGAUUCUCGUUCAUGGGUAAAUAGAAUCUUGGGUUCUCGAAGUGCAGUUACAUCUUAGACAUUGGCAUUAUUUGGAAGUAUCUUACAUGCGUGGAACCGGACCUACACUCGCUCUUCCUCGAUGUGAAAGCCCUCUCUGGAUUUCAUUUCAUGGCCUUCACGUUGCACCACUUGAUUUUCCUAUACAUAUAGCAUCGACUCUUAUAUGCGCUCGCCAGGGCCCUGUCUUCAAGACACAGGCUUGGACACCUGCUCCCGUUAUGGGUCCUUACAGAUUUUGAUUAUACUUGGCCAUGCCGGAAAAUUUGGUAGGCCUUCCGUGACAGGGCUUUUGAUAAAUAUCCUCUAGCCUUCCAGCGCUCUACACAU